Molecule: messenger RNA, 5777 nt
Organism: Andrographis paniculata
Lineage: Eukaryota; Viridiplantae; Streptophyta; Magnoliopsida; Lamiales; Acanthaceae
Exons: 5
Coding region: 457-5355 (1632 amino acids)
Cellular component (GO): nucleus
Molecular function (GO): chromatin binding
Source: RefSeq, a predicted model, not a curated record
UUCACUCACCUAUACAUACAGCGGCUUGUCUCUAUAUCUCACCACUUUCUCUCUCUUUCUUUCUCUCUCUAUCCCUCUGGUAUCUCCCCGAUGUUCUCUCCGUUGCCAAAUCGAAAAAAAUCCGCAGGUUUUAGAUCGGGGAAAUCGAAGCCCUAGAAUGUGGUGAAGUAGGGUAAGUUAGGGUUUCGUUGUAAUUGGAGCGAUCUAGGGUUUAUUCGGUGGCUGGUUUCGAAAUUCCUGUUGGAUUACGGCGAAUUGAAUAGAUUUUGGUUUUUUGGGGGUUAACCUAAUCGGGUUACCGCAAGCGUGAGGAUUUGGGUGAAGUGAGAUAUCAGUUUGGGGACGAAUUGAGGGUUUUUGUGGUGGAGAUUGAGGGCGAAUUGAAGGAUUUGAUAUUUGAAGUUGGGAAUUGGGAAUUGGGAAUAGUUGGGAAAAUGCAAAAGAGCAAAUUUUAUUAUGCGUGGGAGGGUUCAGCGGGAGGUUUGGAGCUGUAGGAAUUUGAGGACUAGUAGUCAGCACAUGCAUUCGGCCCUUCCCUUGGUGACUUCCGAGAAUAGCGUAGCUGUAUCGAGCAACAAUCAAUCUGUUCCUGCUUCCAUCACAAGAGUUUCGAGUGAUUCCUUCUUCAAGGACGGUCGGAAGAUUAGUGUUGGAGAUUGUGCACUUUUUGAACCCCCGCAAGAUUCCCCCCCGUUCAUUGGUCUGAUUCGUCGGUUUGCAGAAAGCAAGGAUAAUAAUUUGCUGUUAAGUGUUAAUUGGCUUUAUCGACCUGCUGAAAUAAAGCUUGGUAAAGGCUUUGUUGUAGAAGGUGCACCAAACGAGAUAUUCUAUUCAUUUCAUAGGGACGAGAUUCCUGCUGCAUCUCUACUUCAUCCGUGUAAAGUUGCAUUUCUUCCUAAAGGUGUAGGACUUCCUGCUGGGACAGCAUCUUUUGUUUGCCGAAGAGUUUAUGAUAUCACGAACAAGCGUUUAUGGUGGCUGACAGACCAGGAUUAUAUUAAUGAACGACAAGAAGAAGUAGACCAGCUUCUGCACAAAACAAGGGAAGAAAUGCAUGCUACAUUGCAACCUGAUGGCCGUUCUCCAAAGCAAGUACAUGGUCCAACAUCGACCUCACAACUGAAGCCUGCAUCUGAUAGCGGUCAGAACAGUGGUGCCUCUUCACAUUCUCAAGUAAAGGGGAAAAAGAGGGAAAGAGGGGAUCAUGCGGAACCUGUCAAACGAGACCGCAAUCUAAGGAGUGAUGAUGGUGACUCUUUUUCGAAUAAAAUUGAUAAUCUGAAAUCGGAGAUCACAAAAAUAACAGAAAAAGGAGGACUUGUGGAGUUGGAAGGUGUUGAGAAGCUUGUCCAAUUGAUGCAGCCGGAUAGAACUGAGAAAAAGUUGGAUUUGGGAAGCCGUUCCAUUCUUGCUGGUGUAAUAGCUGCAACUGAUAAUGUUGAUUGCCUAAAUUGGUUUGUGCAGCUUAGGGGUUUACCUGUAUUGGAUGAGUGGCUGCAAGAUGUUCAUAAGGGAAAGAUUGGAGAUGGGAAUGGUUUGAAGGUUUCAGAUAAAUCUGUGGAGGAAUUUCUUGUAGUGUUACUCCGGGCACUGGAUAAAGUUCCAGUUAAUCUUCAAGCUCUUCAAACGUGUAACAUUGGCAGAUCAGUUAAUCAUUUAAGAUCACACAAGAACUUGGAAAUUCAGAAGAAGGCAAGAAGUUUAGUGGACACAUGGAAGAAACGCGUUGAAGCUGAAAUGAUUAGUAUCGAUGCGAAGAAUACAACAUCACAUGGUCCUGUGUGGCCUCCAAAAUCACGCAUUCCAGAUGCUCCUCAUAGUGGAAACAGAACACCAACUGGGUCUGAUCCAAGCCCAAAAGGUUUGGUUUCACAGAAUUCUGCAUCGAAAAUUCCUUCAGCAAGGUCUCCACAUGGGGACAGUAAUAUGAAAUCUGCUACUUCAUCUCCUGGACAUGCGAAAUCAUCAUCACCUUCAUCUGGUAAGGAAAGCCUGCCAAGAAUUUCUGUCGGUGGCACUCCUGAUUCUCCUGUUGUUCGGGAGGACAGGAGUAGCAGUUCUAAUCAGUCUCAUAACUGUACCCAUUCUGUCCCAGUGAAGGAAGAAGGAAAAAGUAGUGCCGUGGCUCCAGUGACUGGUAAUAAAAUGUCUGGCAGUAGCACCCGUAGUCGAAAAGCUAGUGGUUUUCCUGGGUCACCAGCAACUGGAAGUCAGAAAGAGAUAACCUCCACUAGAAGUUCUUCUACACAGAAGAGCACUGCAUCAGAAAAGCUGUCUCAUCCUUCCUUGAGUAGUGAAAAGGAAAAGGCUCUUGAGGGGCCUCAAACUGAGGGGGCCAGUGGCAAUAAGGUUAUUGUUAAGAUACCUUUCCGAGUACGCAGUCCUGCUCAUGGAGCUGUUGGAGAGUCUCUAGAAGAUUCUUCCACUGUAAACAGCCAAGUUUCCUCUCCUGUGCAUCCUGAUAAACAGGAGCAGUUUCACCGCCCAUCAGAGGACAAAAGAGAGACUCACCGCGAUAAUGUUGGUUCAGGCAUGAAUAUGAAUACAUGGAAAAAUGAUGAUGUAAAAGAUGCUGUGACAGGAUCUGCUGAAGGUGCUAUAUCACCUGCACCUCUUCCUGAUGAAGAACAAAGUAUGACCACUGAAGACUCGGUGAGGUUAAGUGAAGCACCCUCAACAAAUCAAGUAAAAUCUGGAAAGCUUCACCCAUCGUCUUUCAGUCCCAUGAAUGCUUUGAUUGAGAGCUGUGUUAAGUAUUCUGAAGCAAAUACCCCAUAUAUCGAAGAUGAUGGUGGAAUGGACUUACUUGCCAGUGUGGCUACUGGAGAAAUGUCAAGAUCGGGCUUGGUUUCACCUGCUGAUUCUACUGAACAAGGUACACCUGCAGUUCAGGAAGUUGGUGAUGAGGUAAAAUCUAAGCCUUGCCCUGAAAAUAAUGCUGAAGGAGUUCAAAUCCAGUUUGGAAAUGAUGCUGAAAGCAAAGACAAGAAGCCAGCUGUUUCAGAUGGUGGUUCGUGGUCUGACAAUGGAUUGCAUUUAUCUAAAGAUGCACUACCUGGUUACUCUGGCGACAGAAAAUGUGCUGCAUCGAAGAGUUCUGAAGAACUUGUUGGAGAGGGCAAUAGGCAAUUUGAUUCCAGCAUGGAUGCGGAAGGCAAGGCUGAUGUUAAGAUGGAAAUGAAAGAAAAGUUGAAUCUGAAAACCGGUACAUCUCUGGCACCCUCGGCACUUGCAGAGAAAGUGAGAGGUGGUGAACCAAAUGAAGGACUUCAGGGGGUAAAUGGGACUUCGUGCUCAGCUGCUAGUGAUAAUAUUGUGAACUGCAAAUCAGGUGGAGGUAAUUUUAUGAUUAGACAGGAAAAAGCGAUUGUGGAUACUCUAGAGGAAGGAAAGACAGUUGCCGGAGAUGUAGCGUCAGAUCUAUCAUCUCAUCGUGAACAGAAAGAUGACACAAAUGAAGGGCAGGAAGCGAGAAGUUUACAGCACACUAUAACUUCUGAGUUUGCAGAAAGAGCUAAUGAUGAAAAAUUGAAGUCGGUGUUGGAAGCUAGUGAUCAUGCCAAAGAUGAAGAGCGUAAUGAAAAUGAUUCGAAGAAUAGCUUAGGGAAGUCUGACAAAUUGAAGCUGGAGAUGGAGGUGGAUGGCAAAGCAGCUAGUGAGGUCCAUAGCUCAGUUAGUUUGUGCUAUUCAUCAAAUGAACUGAAGAAUCAUCAGAAGGAGGUCAGUGGAGAAAACAAGGUAGUUCUGGAGCAUAUUUCAGUCUCGGAGAUGGUUGGUACUACUGAACGUGAAGACUUGAAGGACAAAACGAAAGGAACCAGACCUGUCAACAAGCAACCAGAUGAAGCAGAUGGGCAUCCGUCCUCUGCCGCUGCAACAACAUCAGAUGUUGAUGUCAAAAUGAAGUUCGACUUAAAUGAAGGGGUUGUUUCUGACGAAGGCAAAUUUGGGGAGCCUGUUAAUUUAUUGUCCUCAGACACAGCAACUGUCCAAAUGAUUAACUCUCUGGCAUUCCCUGUGAAUUCCACCCCCAGCGGCCAUACUGCCUCCAUUACUAUUGCUGCGGCAGCAAAAGGUUCCUUUGUUCCUCCAGAAGUGCUCAGAAAUAAAGGGGAACUUGGAUGGAAGGGAUCUGCAGCUACCAGUGCAUUCCGGCCUGCUGAGCCCCGCAAAGCUCUUGAAAUAUCAUCGAGUUCAGCAAAUAUAUCAUGCCCUGAGGCUUCUAGCAGUAAAAGUGGUCGAUUUCCAUUAGACAUUGAUUUGAAUGUACCAGAUGAAACAGCUCUCGAGGAAAUGGCUUCCCAAGAUGCUGCUUUUGCUGUUGCCUCAACAACUAAUUUUACUAGCAAUCGAGCUCUGCUAUCCAAUGAUGCCCCAGGUUCUUCUACAACAGUUCGAGGCUCAUCAGGUGGGCUGGAUCUUGAUUUGAAUAGAGUUGAUGAAGCAAGUGAUAAUGGGAUCUGCUCCACCAGCGGCAUUUACAAAGGAGAAGCACCUGCUGUGCAUGUUAAGCCUUCCGGUAGUUUGCCUUGUGGUGACACCCGGAGGGAUUUUGACCUCAAUGAUGGGCCUGGGGUCGAUGAAGCUUGUGUUGAACCAUUCUCUAUCAAUCAUCAAAUCAAAGGUGUUAUGCCACCUCAGUUGUCUUCGAUGGGCCUUAGAAUGAACACAGCGGGGCAGGGGAGUUUCUCUUCUUGGUUUCCAGCUGGGAAUACUUACUCAACCAUAGCAGUUCCUUCGAUGUUACCUGAUCGAGGGGAACAUACUCUUCCAGCUUAUCCACAGGCUGCAACUCAGCGACCAUAUGCCCCUUCCGAAGUUACUGCAUUUGCUCCAGAUGUUUUUCGAGGAUCAGUGUUAUCAUCUUCUCCUGCUGUAUCUUUCCCCUCAAGCUCCUUUCCAUACCCUGUCUUUCCUUUUGGCACUAGUUUUCCUCUCCCUUCGGCUUCUUUUUCAGUUGGGGCAGCUCCAUAUCCGGAUUCUUCCUCUGGCCCAAGGCUGUUUGCACCUCCCGUACAUUCACAGCUUCUGGGACCUGUUGGUUCAGUUUCUUCCCAAUUUCAGAGGCCUUACAUGGUAAGCCUUCCUGACAGCAGCAAUCAUGGAUUGGAGAACAACAGAAAGUGGGGCCGACAAGGCCUGGACCUGAAUGCGGGACCUGGAGCUGUGGAAAGUGAAGUCAGGGAGGAGAUGUUUUCUCUGUCAUCAGCUCAACAUUCGGCUGCCAAUUCACAAGCGUUGGCUGAGGAUCAGGCUAGGAUAUAUUCAGUUACAAGUGGCGUUAUGAAGAGGAAGGAGCCCGAAGGAGGGUGGGAGAACGAGAACUUCAGAUACAAGCAGCCUUCUUGGCAGUAGGAGUCUGAACUUUGAAAAUUCAUAUCCUGAUGUCCUACAAGUGGAUUGUGAGCAUGCCGUGUUCAGUUCAUGCCCGCCUCUUCUGCAUGUCUACCAUAUAAUCUGCUUUCCAUACUGCCCUGGCCUGUAGAUAUUUUCGGUGCAGAAAGAAUUAACUUUCUUCUGGUGGGAUAGAGGGUACUGAAGAUGAUUUGAUGAUGUGCAUAAAUAGUUUGUUGCAACAUAUCUCUCUGGCUCCUAAUUAUUUCUGAGGAUGCUGUUUUAUCUUUAGAACUGAGAAGAGCAAAAAAAAACAAAAAAAAAGUCGAAGCCCCUGUGAACUUCAUAUUUUUGCUUUUUCUUUUUAAACUUUUUUUCCUUUUAUCCAUCAUUAACUUUGAUACACCUCUUUUUUCAUCUUAAAUUAGAUUUUUUAGCUUAAA